This is a messenger RNA of Pundamilia nyererei, 3300 nucleotides long. RefSeq names its product interferon-induced very large GTPase 1. The annotation marks the transcript as partial. The record is from RefSeq and is a predicted model, not a curated record. NCBI's taxonomy places the organism in Eukaryota, Metazoa, Chordata, Actinopteri, Cichliformes, Cichlidae. Gene Ontology annotation, molecular function: GTP binding. The transcript is spliced from 2 exons.
AUGUCUGACGCGUCUGAUGACACUGAAAUAGAUGAUGACAGUUAUCUAGAGGAUUUCUUGAACACCACUGUAGACACACAUAAGAAAGAGAAGGCUUGUGUGCAUCCAAUGGACGUUCAGAUGGCAGUAUUUCACUGCUCAGACAGCUUCCUUAAACAGAUGAUGAUUACGAAGCUCUCUCAGUGUCAGUAUGCCUUACCUUUGCUUGUUCCUGACCCAGUCACAAAGGAGAUUCAGUUUCCUCUGUGGACUUUCAGAGAAAUAACAAAAACCUGGAAGGUAAAACAGUGUGAUUCAGACAUUGUCACCAUGAAGAGUGUUCCAGUCUACAAAGCUGAAACACCCUUGGUGUCAUUUUUCCGCCUGGGUUCUUUGUCAGUGUCUAAAUCUCAGCUGAUGAACACUUUGAACAACCGUCACGACACCUUCUUCCACAGAAACUGCCCAGGAAGCACCAAGUCUCGCUAUUUGAUGGAUGGUGUGGCAGAGAUUGCCUGGUACUGCCCUGCUGGAAAACCCAGUGAUGCCUUCAAUGACUGCAUUGCCUUCUGUAAUCUCCAUGGUGAUGCUCUGUUGAAUAAAAAACAGCGUGACAUACUGAUUGAAAAAUCUUCAGUCAGUGUUUUUCUUGUGGCAUCUCUGCAAAGAAAUAUAGAAAUUCGAUCUUUAAUAUCAUCUCAUUUGAAGGCUGAGAAGCCUCUCAUUUGUUUGAUUGUUGAUGACAGCUGUGAUGCUGUUAAGACAAAAAAGGGAAAGUAUAUAAUGGGCCUCAAAGACAGAAACCACUCAGAUGUAUCUGAACAGCUGAAAAUGAUCAUUAGAGAGGUUUUGUUUUCUCUUGAUGGUCCCAGCUUGAAACCAUCCUUCCAGCUUGAAACCAUGGCUGAGCUCUCUGAAAUCAGAGUGGAUGAAACUGACCCAGCCUGUCAAAGAGGGAAAUCUGCUGCUAUUAAAAUAAACAAUCUGCUAAAAAAGGAUAACAUGGAUGUCUCAAAGAUCAAAGAUGAUUUUCUCCCUUGUCAAGGCCAACUGUGGCAUCAGUGGAGCAAAAUACACAGAGAACUGUUUCAUCUAAGAGGAGAAAUUGAAAUGGAGAAAAGUAAAAGGGAUAAGGAACUGAUGGGAAUACGUGAGAAACAAUGUGCUGCUUCCUGCAGUGAACUGAUGCAGUUGUUCAUUGGAAGUCUCUCAUCAUUGCCACCAACAGACAGAGCGCAUUUCCUAAAAUGGACUCAGAUCUUCAUAGAUGCCCUCUCCACAGAUGAUCUUUCUUCAAUUCUACAAAGUUAUGAUGAAAAGUGGUCUGAGGUCUUGGUUUUGACGAACAAACAGGACAAAUCAGAUCUGUUAUUAAAAACACAAACUGAACUUGAAGACAUAUCAAAAAAACUUCAGUCUGUAACUUUUGGUUUGGAGCACAUCUUCAGAGAAAUGGGACAGAUCUAUGAAGCCCAUAAAACAACACAAAGAGAGAACAAACACUCUGACUGGUCUAAAUACCCUGAGCUGGCUGCACAGCUGAUGAUAUCAGGACACCCGAUGGAGCUGAUAGAUGGUGAUGCAGGUCAUGUGCCUUUAACAUGGAUCUCCAGUCUUUUAGACGAAGUCAUCAAGAAACUGGGGGACCAGAGAGUUUUUGUGUUGUCAGUUUUGGGCCUACAAAGCAGUGGAAAAUCAACAAUGCUGAACACCAUGUUUGGGCUGCAGUUUGCAGUGAGUGCUGGCAGGUGCACCAAAGGUGCCUUCAUGCAGCUGCUCAAAGUAUCAGAGGAGAUGAAGAAAGACUUGAAGUUUGACUAUGUUGUAGUGGUGGACACUGAAGGACUGCGUGCUCUUGAGUUAGAAGGUAACAACACUCUUCAUCAUGACAAUGAACUGGCAACACUUGUUGUUGGUCUGGGAAAUCUGACACUGAUCAACAUCUUUGGAGAGAAUCCGUCUGAGAUGCAGGACAUCCUGCAGAUUGUUGUUCAGGCUUUCAUGAGGAUGAAGGAAGUUAAACUUUCUCCCAGUUGUGUGUUUGUUCACCAGAAUGUCACAGAUGUUGCAGCAGCAGAGAAAAACAUGGAUGGAAAGAGACGCCUGCAGGAAAAACUGGACCACAUGGCCAAACUAGCAGCCAAAGAGGAAGUUUGUAAUGCAGAGUGCUUCAGUGAUGUUAUUGAAUUUGAUGUUCAGACAGAUGUGAAAUACUGUGCCCAGCUGUGGGAGGGCAGUCCACCCAUGGCUCCUCCAAAUCCAGGUUACAGUGAGAGCAUCCAGGAAGUGAAGAACACCAUCCUCUCUAAAGCUUCAAAGUCUGCUGGGAUCACUCUCUCACAGUUCAAAGGCAACAUUGAGGACUUGUGGACUGCACUGCUGAAUGAAAGUUUUGUUUUCAGUUUUAAAAACACACUUGAAAUUGCAGUGUACAGAAAACUGGAAGUUCAGUAUGGGAGCUGGAUCUGGACCCUGAGGGGCAACAUGUUGACCAUUGAAAACCAACUUCAUAACAGAAUUGAAAAUGGAAAACUUGAUGAGGUUGAACAGUCUUAUCUUUUUAAAGAAACAAACAAAACAUAUGAAGAAGUCAGAAAAGAAAUGACAAAGUACUUUGAGGAUGACAAGGAGAAAGAGAUCUUGGCUCAGUGGAGAGGACGAUUUGAAAUCAAAAUGAAAGAAUUUCGUGAUGAACAUGCAAACAGAGUAAAAAUAAAACUGGAUGGCAUUAUCCAGCAGAAGAAAGGUCGUAAAAUGAUGGAUGAUAAGAAAUCAGAGUUUGAGAACAAACUGCUACAGAAGAGCAAAGAGCUCGCUCAGAAACUGAAGGAUAAGGCCAAAGAUGAAAAGGAGCUUGAGAGACAGUUCAGCUCUGUUUGGAGCAGCUGGGUUACUGAAUUAACAGCAGAUACAAAACCUGUUGAAAACAUCAACUUGGAAAAAGAUCAGUUAACGAUCCUUCAGGAACUUGGUUUUGAGCCAGCUCUCGUAGAUAAAUGUAAAACAAGUGGAAAAUACAAGAAAAUAUCAGACGUUGGUGAUUAUUCAGUUUAUAUGAUGACAAGUAGUAAUCAGUUGAUUGGUUUUGUAAAAAAGUUUAUUUCAAGUGGUUUCUCCCAUGAAGAACAACAACAGAUCGGAUCGUUCAUUGACAAAGCUGAAAAAGACUCACUUGAUGCAAUCAGAAGCAAACCUGAAGAGAUAGAAAAAGGAUUUACAUCCAUCACUGAGCAGAUGAGCAGCCUGUCACUGUAUAAGCUGAAGGAAUCCAGGCAGAAGCCUGAAGAAAUCCUCAUAGAUCAGCUUUGUAACUGCUGCUGG